Molecule: messenger RNA, 7143 nt
Organism: Oncorhynchus mykiss (rainbow trout)
Lineage: Eukaryota; Metazoa; Chordata; Actinopteri; Salmoniformes; Salmonidae
Product: extracellular sulfatase Sulf-1
Biological process (GO): positive regulation of vascular endothelial growth factor production; glomerular basement membrane development; positive regulation of Wnt signaling pathway
Cellular component (GO): endoplasmic reticulum; cell surface; plasma membrane
Molecular function (GO): glycosaminoglycan binding; N-acetylglucosamine-6-sulfatase activity
Source: RefSeq, a predicted model, not a curated record
UAGCCAGCCUACAGAGAGCUGUGAUUGGUUAAGGGGAGUGGGGACUGGACUAGGGUAGGCUGGGUUAGCAGGCAGGCAGGCGGGUCUCUGCUCUACUCUGCUCUACUCUGCCUGUCUAAGCAGAUGGUGGAGGUUAGAGAUAGUCAUCACAUCACAGAGAGGUUCUCCUUCUUCCAGAGGAGCUGAGUUGUGUGGUCCACCUCUAUCCUCUGUAACCACCAGCAAGACCAGAACUCUACAUCGGACUUCCUGGUUUGGCACUGUGCUCUCCUGACUUCCAGACUUCUCCUCGGCUGUGAGAGCUCCAGUGGGUGCCUGUGAGUGAGUGACACCCUCCAUCCCUCCGCCAUGCUGCUGUUGUGUGUGACCUGGCUUGGCCUCGUGUCCCUGGGUUGGGACCAGGGCUGUUCAGCCGUCAGCACUACCAGAGCCCAGGGAGGCCUCAGGGGACACAUGCAGAGGGACCGCAGGAACAUCAGACCCAACAUCAUCCUCAUCAUGACCGACGAUCAGGACACAGAGCUGGGUUCUCUCCAGGUGAUGAAUAAGACUCGUAAGAUAAUGGAGAAUGGAGGCACCUCAUUCAUCAACGCCUUUGUGACCACGCCCAUGUGCUGUCCGUCUCGCUCGUCCAUGCUGACAGGGAAGUAUGUUCACAAUCACAACACGUACACCAACAACGAGAACUGUUCUUCGCCGUCCUGGCAGGCCCAGCAUGAACCACGCUCCUUCGCUGUCUACCUCAACAACACGGGAUACAGGACAGCGUUCUUUGGGAAGUAUCUGAACGAGUACAACGGUAGCUACGUCCCUCCCGGGUGGCGUGAAUGGGUGGGGCUCAUCAAAAACUCUCGCUUUUAUAAUUACACCGUCUGUCGGAACGGGCACAAGGAGAAACACGGUGUGGAGUAUUCCAAGGACUAUUUCACAGACCUGAUCACCAACGACAGUGUCAACUUCUUCCGUAUGUCCAAGAAGGUGUACCCUCACCGGCCAGUGAUGAUGGUCAUCACCCACGCUGCCCCCCACGGGCCGGAGGACUCAGCCCCACAAUACGCAGAGAUGUUCCCUAAUGCCUCCCAACACAUCACCCCCAGUUAUAACUACGCCCCCAACAUGGAUAAACACUGGAUCAUGCAGUACACCGGUCCCAUGAGACCCAUCCACAUGGAGUUCACUAACUUCCUGCACAGAAAGAGACUGCAAACACUCAUGUCAGUGGACGACUCUGUACAGAAGGUAUAUGAGAUGUUGGUAGAGAGUGGGGAACUGGACAACACCUACAUAAUCUACACGGCUGACCACGGCUACCACAUUGGCCAGUUUGGGCUGGUCAAGGGGAAGUCCAUGCCCUACGACUUUGACAUCAGAGUGCCCUUCUUCCUCCGCGGGCCCAACGUCGAACCUGGAGCCGUUGUCCCUCAGCUGGUGUUGAACAUUGAUCUGGCCCCCACCAUACUGCACAUGGCUGGGCUGGACACGCCUCCAGACAUGGACGGGAAGUCCAUCCUCAAACUACUGGAACAGGAGAAGACUGGAAACAGAUUCAAACGCAAUCGGAAACCCAAAGUCUGGAGAGAUACAUUCCUGGUGGAGAGAGGUAAACUCCUGAGGAAGAAGGAGGACAGAGGCGGUAGUUCAACCACCCAGAACACCAACAGCCUGCCCAAAUACAAGAAGGUCAAAGAGGUGUGUCAACAGGCAGAGUUCCAGACACCUUGUGAACAGCCUGGACAGAAGUGGCACUGUGUGGAGGAGAUCACUGGGAAGUGGCGGAUCCAGAAGUGUAAAGGAGGUGGACUGAAGGAGGGCCCUAGGAAGAGGGCCCCCAGCCUGAGGCCUCACGGCAGCUACAACAGUAGGGAGAGGGAACCCUGCGACUGUGGUCUUGACCGACCGGGACGCUCACACCGCCAGUUCACACCCUCCUCUGGAGAACCAGGCUACAGGCCUCGUUUCGUCCAUACUCGACCCACCAGAUCUCUGUCCGUGGAGUUCGAAGGGCAGAUCUAUGACGUUGACCUCGCGGCAGACGACCAGUCAGCCGUGCAGAGACGUGUCAUCAGAAAGCGUCACUAUGAGCAGGAGGACCCCGAGUUUGCCUUGGAGUCAGUCGACAGGUCAGAGGAGAUGCUAGCGGAUGAUACCAACGCCGUGGGGUACCCGAACUCUGUCAAGGUCACACACAAGUGUUACUUCCUGAUGAAUGACACGGUCCACUGUGAGAGAGAGAUCUACUCUUCCUCCAGAGCCUGGAAGGACCAUAAGAGCUAUGUGGACCAGGAGAUCGAGGCCCUUCAGGACAAGAUAAAGAACCUUCGGGAGGUCAGGGGUCAUCUGAAGAGGAGGCGACCUGAUGAGUGUGACUGUGGAAAGAAGAGGGAGGCGGCCCAAGAAGUGGAUGGGAAGACGCAGCUGUUUAACGAGAUCAGGCGGAAGAAAAAGGAGAGGAAAGAGAGAAAGAGGCUGAAAAAUGGGGAUGACUGUAGUCUACCUGGCCUCACCUGUUUCACUCACAACAACGACCACUGGCAGACCGCCCCCUUCUGGAACCUGGGAGCAUUCUGUGCCUGCACCAGUUCCAACAACAACACCUACUGGUGCGUGAGGACCAUCAACGAAACGCACAACACCCUGUUCUGUGAGUUCGCUACGGGCUUCCUCGAGUACUUUGACCUCAACCUCGACCCCUAUCAGUUGACCAACGUGGUGUAUUCCGUGGAUAGAGAGGUGUUGAACACCCUCCAUUCCCAGCUGAUGGAGAUGAGGAGCUGCCAGGGACACAAGCAGUGUAACCCCCGACCCAAAGGGCUGGACACAACAGGAGGUAAAGAUGGAGACAGCUACGAAGCACACAGCACUCAGCCAGUCUGGGACGGACGAGCGGGUUAAACUGCCCAGCCUGACGGAGGAGGAGGUGACUACAGCCCAGGACGACUAGCACAUCUUCCAGAAGGACGUUGAUAAUGUUUCUGCUACACCUUUUAGACCAACCGGAGAAAAACAACGACGACGACCAAAACCCCAAAAAGCUUGACUUUAAGGAUGACCCGGCGUCUGUGCAGAGGGGGUCCGUGGGGCUGGAGGAGGGCAGCGGGGGAAAAGGAGAGGAGACCCCCAGCCAGGACAUCUGGCUAGGCCUGGUCACUCUGAACUGGGCCACCACGGGACUCCCAGAGACCCCCCUCACCACUCCUCUUGCCCCAAGCACCCCCCCCCCUCCCCUCCCCCCCAUCACCACCUCCUCAGUACCACCCACACAGCACUCAAAGGUUAGAGGUCAACUACAAUCUAUGAAUGAGCUCCCGGAUGAGACUAAGCCAUUAGACAGUCCUCAGGUGGUGUCUGCGAUGACGUUAUCAUCUCUGUGACGUCAUCGUCAGCAGAUCAGAGGGGGAGGGGCCUGGGGGGGAGGUGGUUGCCCGUGAGUGGCCAAUCAGCUGGAGGAGGGGCUAGACAGCGAGGGGGCGGGGCUGGUCUUCAGUGGCAACAGGAACAACGGGCUGACGGAGAAGGAGGUGUGACACAAUGACCUGGAGAGGGGGACGGAGCUGGGAGGAAGCCUCAUCCAGGGACUGGAGCUGGGAGGAAGAGGCCCAAGGCUACCUCCCCCUCUCCCCACAGACACAGACAAUGAAGCCCACAAUACAGGCCUCCAACACUAUCACUGGGAGCCUGCCUCAGACUGGCGCCCCCGAGGGGACUGGGUUGGUAGUGGGCCAGCACCUCCAGACCCAACAGUAACAGGUAGAGAUGCAGUAGACUCCCUAGGGCCAAUCCCCUCAGCCCUCCUCCAACCACACCCAGUGAGACACAUACAGACAAAUUAAAGGUGCUGACCUGCCAUAGGGCAGCCUGGUGGUCACCAUAGAGACACAGAGAGACACAGAAACUGGGGGAGAUGGAGAGCCAAGAUGGUUGACGAUGAUUUCAGCACCAGUCAGACUGAGUUAGAGCUGUAUUAUUAAUGAGUAUUAAAGUUAUUCUUGUUUUUUCACAGGCGCUUCCAUUUAUUAUUAUUGGAAAAACUACAGUGUUCUGUUUUUUCAAAAUAUAUAUUUGUAAAAAAAAUGUAAAUCCUUAACACAGCAGAAAUUAUUGAAAUGUGGGGAAUUCAACUUUUAAUUGAUUUUAAUUAAGAUCCAAGUACAAAAUAACACAGUUGACCAUUUUAAUAAUAUAUAUACACAUACACAUAUAUAUAUAUAUAUAUAUAUAUUUUAAAGGUUAUAAGAAUGGUGAAACCAUUUCCUGGUCUGAAGGUUAUAGUUGUCUUUUGGCGUUAGCUAACACCAUGGUGUGCUGCAAUGGAGUUGGCUAAUGCUAACACCUUGGUGUGCUACAAUGGAGUUGGCUAAUGCUAACACCUUGGUGUGCUACAAUGGAGUUGGCUAAUGCUAACACCUUGGUGUGCUACAAUGGAGUUGGCUAAUGCUAACACCAUGGUGUGCUACAAUGGAGUUGGCUAAUGCUAACACCUUGGUGUGCUACAAUGGAGUUGGCUAAUGCUAACACCUUGGUGUGCUCCAAGGGAAUUGGCUAAUGCUAACACCUUGGUGUGCUACAAUGAAGUUGGCUAAUGCUAACACCUUGGUGUGCUACAAUGGAGUUGGCUAAUGCUAACACCUUGGUGUGCUACAAUGGAGUUGGCUAAUGCGAACACCUUGCUGUGCUACAAUGGAGUUGGCUAAUGCUAACACCUUGGUGUGCUACAAUGAAGUUGGCUAAUUCUAACUGACUCAGGCUGGGACGCGAUUUGAUCUGCGUUAGAUUCGUGUUAAAGAGUGCUUGACAUUUAAAGUCAUUUUCCGAUUGAGCUGACAUUUGCAGUGUUUACUGUGAAUGCGAAUUGCCUGUGAAUGCGGGAGCGUUACCUUUUUAAAAGACAGCAUUGUCGAUCAAGCGCGAUCGGAUUGAAUCCGCCCUCAGUCAUCUCUAGACCGAUCAUCACUCAGAUGAUGCCAAUAGUUUGACCCUAAAUGCACUUUAAACAUUCAGCUUUUCCCUUGAACUGACCCUUGUCUUUAGUUUAAAUGUUUGUGGUUUGGAAAAAGGUAGUCACUGGGUCGUGUCCGAAAUCUGACUUGCCUACUACUUAAACUAAACAUUGUGUACGAAACGUACUACAUGCUAAUUAAAACGCACCGUUUAGUAAGAAUGUACGAAGUAAGCAACAAAUAUCAACGUACUGCUCAUCGAUACUGAGAAGGAGUCAUCGACUGCGCAAUCACACUUGUUCCCCGCCAUGGGUACAUGUUGUAGAGCGCAUCCCCUAUUCUGAUUAUCAGCUGUUGUCAAACACGUGGGGGAAAAAAAGAUGCUUCUCUACCUCAAUAGUGUGCUGCGAAUUCUAUUUCAUCAAAAGUCAAAUGAGAUCUGGGCAUUGAAAGUAUACUCGAUUUUCAAAACGUCACAUUCUAUAAAACUAUAUAUUUUACUGCAUAUUUAAGUAACCUACUAGGGUAUUCGGACACGGUCAGUGUAACUCCAAUUGUGUCAUGACGCUUAAUACUGAUCGUUGGUCAUUUUGAACACAGUGUUUUUUUUGGGAUAAUUGCUACUGCAAAGUGAAACACUGAAUGUGACCCGUUUAUAGUAAAAAAAACAAUUUAAAAAGACAAAAAUGAACAUUGUUACCGUAAUUUAAUGAUUUAGUAAAUAUAAUGAUUUAACUUUGUUUACUAUGUCGUUAUGUUACUCUUGUAGCUACAGUAACUUCCCUAUCUCACAUGUUGGUCGACAGUACACCCAGCCUCUACACUCAACUUAAAUCUUCAGAUAGGAAACAUAUAAAUUGUUAAAGGUGAAACAUGCAGAAAUCGCUUCGCCAUUUCCUGGUUUCUGAACAUCCAAUAGUUCGCCUAGUUUCAGUUUGUGACAAAACCAGCAAGUACAGUGCAGAGAAUCGUUGUACCAUCUAAACCGCUGUGACAUAUCUUUUCCAUCACCAAAAAAUAUUGUAUUUUCAGCUGUUUUGAAGUUGGUAUACAAAACCAAAUGUAAGAAUGGGAAGUAUAGAAAUAGCGCACAUAGAACAGGGUCUAGCGCUUCUCAGACUUGCUUUCAAUGAGGACAGCUCCACUGUGUAACUCACAUUUCUACGUGAAUUUGUUUGGGUUUCCGGAAAGAAAAAAAAAAAGACAGAUUGCAGCUCUAACUACCUGCACACAAAACGAUUUAUAAGAAUGGGUAGGAGUAAUCACGGAGUAAAUUAUAAAAUGUUCAAACCUUGUGCAAACGUUUUGUUUUUCUUCUUCUGAACACCCAGCAGCCCUUACUAACUCCCAUCACAUAGACCUGUCUUCCCUAGUGAUAAUCAAGGAUUCAAUGUUAUUAAUGUCCAUGAUCCUCUCCAAGUUCCAUUUCACAAGGACACAACUGUCACGAUGUCAAAACCUUUAAAUGCGUCCUUAAUGGUACCCUAUUUCCAUUUGUAGUGCACUACGUUUGACCAACUCCAUACGGGCGUAGUGUACUAAACUACAUACAGUAGGGUGCUAUUAGAGACUUUAAACCCGAAACGUUUUUUCCUCCGAUUGCACCUUGAAUAGCAUAAUGGCAUUACUAUAAGGUGAUCUAUACGUCAUUAAUAAUGUUGUCUUUUACACUGUGUGUAAAAAAACAAACACAUAAGAAACACCUUUUGCCCUCAGAACAGACUCAAUUCGUCCGGGAUUGGACACUAUAAGGUGUGGAAAGCGUUUCCACGGGAGUGUUGGCCCAUGUUGACUCCAACGCUUCCCACAGUUGUGUCAAGUUGGCUGGAUGUCAAUCAAUCAAUCAAUGAAUGAAAUGUAUUUAUAAAGCAGUUGUCUCAAAGUACUUGUACAGAAACCCAGCUUAAAACACCAAACAAUGCAGAUGUAGAAGCACGGUGGCUAGGAAAAACUCCCUAGAAAGGCAUUAGCCAACCUAGGAAGAAACCUAGAGAGGAACCAGGCUCUGAGGGGUGGCCAGUCCUCUUCUGGCUGUGCCGGGUGGAGAUUAUAAGCGUACGCGGCCAUUAUCGCCAGAUCCUUCUUCAAGAUGUUCAAACGUCCAUAGAUAACCAACAGGGUCAGAUAAUAAUAAUCACAGUGGUUGUAGAGGGUGCAGCAGGUCAGCACCUCAGCUGUGUUUUUCAAUUGGCUUCACCUGGUCAGU